GCCCAAUUACUGCUACAUUCACCAUGGACAGCCCCCUCCUCUCCCCCGCAAAAGCCCGCCAAGCAGCCAUCCAGGCCAAAGACUGGGCGUACGUGAACGCAUGGUUGAAUCGCCAAUAUGCCCCGAAUUCUGUCCCAUCCUUCGAGCGAAACGAAAACACCUUACGAACCUUGCUAGCGCUGGCAGCUGCCAACGACGCCGCGGACGACGAAGCCACCCUCCUCCACCAGGCACGCGAGCAAACGGUCGAGUCCUUCAAGACGCGCGAACGCCAGCUGGUCAAGCAGAAAGAAGAAAUAUUGGACACGGUGGAGCUAUGCCUCGACGACAAUGCGCAGCGAAACCUUGACGACAUCGCCGAAACGGCCGUGAAUUUGAACGCCCUCGGCACGGAGACUACCGACCUCAGUCAAUCCGCUAUUGAACUCACUAAGGAGGAGUUCGCGACCCGGGAACAGCUGUCUCGGGUGGAAACCCUGCGCAAUCAUCUGGAAGGGGAGCUGGAAAUGCUCCGGGGACAACUCGAUAAUCUGCACUCCAACCCGGCCUACGAAGCGGCUGCCGAUCUCCCAGCGCUGACGGCGGAGUGGACGAGAAGCACGAAGCUGUUGGUUGCCAAGGUCAACGAGUAUCAAGACAAGUAUACGGCUUUGGAAAGGAAUAGGCCGAGGGGCCCGACGCUACAGGAGGUAGUCGCGGAAGAAGAAAACAUUACGAGACUCAUCGACGCUACGCGGAGACUAGAAUCUCAGGUGCGGAUGUUUCAUGACCUCCCCAAGGACGUCCGGGGUGCUCGUGCCAAAUACAAGGAGUUGGAAUUGGAACUGGACAACCUCAGGCAAGAACGAGAUUCCAUGUUUGAGAAUCUUAUGGGUGGAUGAUUUUGGAAAUAUUACGUAAAAGUACAUGAUCAUGAACAGGUUAUGAAUAGGUAAAAAGGUUAUCAUUCACAUUCCAUGAAAGCUAGCUCAACUAAAUUACAGUGGGCAGUGCGAUCAUAUCAUAACUCGUAAGGGUAUUGUGAUAGAGUCCGCGAUUUAACACGCAACUAGACCUGUGCACAGGACUUAGUUGCCCAUGCCGAGGGCAUUCUUGACCUUGUCGCCA
This is a messenger RNA of Aspergillus campestris IBT 28561, 1107 nucleotides long. RefSeq lists its product as uncharacterized. NCBI's taxonomy places the organism in Eukaryota, Fungi, Ascomycota, Eurotiomycetes, Eurotiales, Aspergillaceae. Gene Ontology annotation, cellular component: HAUS complex; cytosol. The record is from RefSeq and is a predicted model, not a curated record. Gene Ontology annotation, biological process: spindle assembly. The transcript has a single exon. Bases 24 to 881 code for a protein of 285 amino acids.